This is a messenger RNA of Paecilomyces variotii, 3725 nucleotides long. RefSeq names its product glycosyl hydrolase family 71-domain-containing protein. The transcript is spliced from 7 exons. Bases 1 to 3606 code for a protein of 1201 amino acids. Lineage: Eukaryota; Fungi; Ascomycota; Eurotiomycetes; Eurotiales; Thermoascaceae. Gene Ontology annotation, molecular function: glucan endo-1,3-alpha-glucosidase activity. Gene Ontology annotation, biological process: mating projection tip cell wall disassembly. The record is from RefSeq and is a predicted model, not a curated record.
AUGCUUUUUACUAUCUUCACAGUUCUGCUGUGCGCCUUCCAGGCCCAGGCCAAGGCAGUAUUUGCUCAUUUUAUGGUUACGAAUACGGCUGAAUAUGUUUGGGACGAUUUCGAAAAUGACAUUAAACUGGCCCAAGAAGCUCAUAUUGACGCGUUUGCGCUCAAUAUGGCAGCUGGUGAUGAUGCGAAUACUGUUGUGCCGCUAUUCUUUCAGGCAGCUGAGAGCCUCGGGUUCAAGUUGUUUUUUUCAUUCGAUUAUGCUGGAAACGGCGCGUGGGAGAUAAAUGACGUGCUAGGUUAUAUCAAGCUAUUUGGAUCAAGUCCGGCUUAUUACCAAUAUAAUGGCCAGCCGUUUGUGUCGACAUUUGAAGGCCCUGCCAACGCGAAAGACUGGCUUUUGAUAAAGGCGGAGACAAAUUGUUUCUUCAUGCCUGAUUAUUCUUCCCUGGGGGCCAAGCCUGCUGUGCAACUGGGUGUCGCGGACGGACUAUUCAGUUGGGCAGCAUGGCCUUGGGGUAAUGAAGAUAUGAACACAUACGUUGAUGCUUCAUACUUGCAGUAUCUGGGCGACUUACCCUAUAUGAUGCCAGCGUCACCCUGGUUCUUUACCAACUUACCUGGGUACACGAAGAAUUGGUUAUGGAGAGGGGAUCAUCUCUGGUAUGACCGAUGGCAAGAGAUCCUAUUCGUGAAACCGCCAUUUGUGGAGAUAAUUUCAUGGAAUGACUAUGGAGAAUCUCACUACAUCGGCCCUUUAAGAGACUAUGCGAUGGACGCUUUCUCAAUCGGCCUUGCUCCCUACAAUUAUGCCACUGACAUGCCACAUGAUGGGUGGCGCCUAUUUUUACCCUAUCUGAUCGACACAUAUAAAAAUGGAAUUGCUACGAUUACAAACGAGGGCCUUAUGGUUUGGCAUCGCUUACAGCCCGGCAGAGCCUGUGCCACAGGUAACACCACGGGUAAUACGGCCAGCCAGUUACAGAUUGAGUUUCCCCCUUACGAAAUAGUGGAAGACAGGAUCUUUUAUUCCGCUCUUCUCUCUUCACCGGCAACUGUCACAGUCAGCAUCGGCGGCAAAAGCCAGCAGGGAACAUGGCAGUGGGAACCAGAUGGCGGCAUUGGCAUCUACCAUGGAAGCGUGCCCUUUGGAAGCAGUGUGGGAGAUGUGGUAGUGACACUUUCCAGAUCUGGGUCUCAAAUUGCCCAAGUUAAGGGAAGUUCAAUAACAACUUCUUGCAAAAACGGAAUCGAGAACUGGAAUGCUUGGGUUGGCAGUGAUUCUGCCUCUAAGACUAUCUCGGCGACCCCAAAACUUGCCCUAUAUGAGCAGAAAUGUAUUAAUGGCACAGGUGCAAAUAACUUCGAAGGAAUUUGCAACUUCGCUUGUGAGUAUGGAUACUGCCCUAUUGGCGCAUGUCUCUGUCAGUUACAAGGAAAGCCAAAGCCCACGCCGAAGGCGACAGGGAAGAUGGGUUAUCCUUUAGCUGGCGAAGAUGCCAGCUAUAGUGGACUCUGUGCAUUUGACUGCCCCUUGGGAUAUUGUCCCGACAAUGCCUGUGGCACAACUUCCGCACCGUUAUCGACGCCGACUGUUUCUGAUUUCCUGCCUCCAGCAUGCGUUGCCGGAACAGGAGAGGGAAACCUUGAAGGCCUAUGCAACUUCGCCUGUAAUUAUGGAUACUGUCCAAUUGCUGCUUGCAAGUGCACAAAACAGGGAGCUCUGAACCCUUUGCCUCCAAAGAAAAACGUGAUCGGCCAUGUGGCUGCAGGUUUGGAUGCAACUAUAUACGGAGGUCUCUGCGCUUUCACCUGUGAGUACGGAUAUUGUCCGGAGGGUGCCUGCUAUGCCGUUAAUGUUACUGGCUCUGGCUCUGGCCCUGGCUCCGGCAUUGUCUAUGUCGAUCCUGUCAUCUUUGUGACUCCAAGUCCAGUCAUCGGUUGCUUCCCUCCGUGCACCUUGAUAAUACCUCCAUCGACAAUGCCUUCUCCGACGACAAUUCACUUCCCAACUUAUCAUACCACCUUCUCUGUGGGCUCUUCAUCAUUUCAAUAUGUUGUCCCCUCCCCUGUUACGACUUCCGUGAUAGACUUCUUUCCUGUGCCUAUUGAUCCUACGCAAACGAAUCCGUUCUCCUUUGCAUUAACGCCGAGUUAUUCUCCACUACCUCUCGUCAUUAGUGCUGGAACGGCUACAACAACUCUCUAUCCGCCGCCAGUCACUGCUCCAUCUCAGACAUCAUCAAGCACGACUGCCCCAGUUUACAUAUCCUUGGGGACGACCGACUACGUUACAAAUGGUAUUACUCAAAAAUUCUCUGAAGCUCAGGAUAUCGCACUUCGAACCCUUAAAACUCCAACUGUAUUAACAACCACGAUUCCUGGGCCUACCUCAGGAACCACAACGCCCUCGCCUGUGGUCAUCUGGUUCCAAAAGGGUGGCUUUUACUGGUCUCCAGUACCUAAUCCGACACCGCCACCUAUCCGGAUCCCAACACUGCCAAAAUUUCCCCCGAUUCCAUCUCCAAAGUGCUUCAAGUUGUUUGACAUUUUCUCGAUCGAUUGUCCACCAAAUAAGCACCUUCCUACCACUACGUUCGAAAGUCACAAGCCGGAGCCUACUUGCACCGGUAAAGGCUGUGGUAAGGUAUGUUCUCACAAUUGCGAUACAAGCACCAGCUCAGAAUGCUCCGAGCGGACUGCAACAGACUACUGGGUGACAUGUUCCGGUACUUCCUGCAAGACCACUAUGAGUGCCACUAUAACCGGCUGCUCUGUUACUGGUACCGCUACUACUACUGGGAGGUACUGUCCUACUGGUAUUACUCUUGAUCCUAAUGAGGAUCAGGGGCAAGAUGGCCCGGCACCCUCGAAGACAGUCAUGGUCACGACGAGUAUUCCCGAGGUAGCAAUUGUCAGUGGUACUCCAGUCACUGUCAAAGGCGGCUCCAUCACCAUUGGUGGCAAACCAUUUGCCAUACCGGCCGUUACUGGCUCGGAAACCACCAUGACUAUCGGAGGUGUACCUGUUGUGGUUGUACCAGGAUAUACAGGUACAGUGCCAUCAUACGCUUACCCUACAACUCUGGCACCGGGAACAAUUACCUCUACGUUCCUUACAACCGUGCAUCCUACCACUAUUGUCACUACUGUAACAGCUAGCAUCCCUCCCUACCCGACCAAGUACAAUUGUAAAGGGUCAGGUCUAUGUGGCUUUUAUCCUCAUUUCGGAACAUACUGCAAGGCAGCACCCAAGAACAUCGUGGACAGCGAAAUAUACGGCACAACUCAUAACGACAGUAACACCGGUGUUUGCGCUGGUGCGGGUGAUACUGCCAAAUUUGGAGACGGUUGCGGAGUAUUUGUUAAAGGAACGGGUUGUGAGAUCACCGGAGCCGUAUUGAGGAAAGCCGCUGAUGACUUGUGGAAUAUUGAACGUUGCGGGGCAUGUGGCAAUGUUUGGCUCUCCAACGGUUGCCGUGUCAUAGUUGAUUUCGUCUCCCAUUGCAAAUCCCCGUCACCGGAUACAAUGGCACCACUAUCAUGGAAUCGAACAAGCUCCGAUAUACUUAUUGGUGUCGUGCCAAACAACUAUACUAUUUCUGACUGAGUCAUGGCGGCCAAUGAAAUGCUCAUGAUACAAACAAGGAAGACUCCAUGGACUAGGGCUUAGUAUAAUGGGAGACUGUCGACCUCUCUCUAUCUGUUAUUCUGAAUUGAAAGCGCUAG